AUGGCAGCCUCCCAGCUGGUGCUGUCCCUGCUGGCUGCAGCUCUCCUGCUGCACGUGGCCACCGCGCUGAAGGUCGGCGCCUUCAACAUCAAGGCCUUUGGGGACACCAAGAUGUCCAACCAGACCGUGGCAAACAUCAUCGUCUCUAUCCUGUCGGAGUACGACAUCAUCCUGGUGCAGGAGGUCCGGGAUGCCGACCUGAGUGCCGUGGACAAGCUCAUGGACCAGCUCAACAGUGCUUCUGGGCAGCCCUACAGCUUUUUGGUCAGCAUCCCCCUGGGUCGGACCAGCUACAAGGAGCAGUACCUCUUUGUCUACAGGUCGGACAUGGUCUCUGUGCUGGGAAGUUACUACUACGACGAUGGCUGCGAGUCCUGUGGGAACGACACCUUCAGCAGGGAGCCCUUCAUUGUGAAGUUCUCCUCGCCCACCACACCUGAGGUUCAGGAGUUCGUGUUGGUGCCCCUGCAUUCCGAGCCCAGCCAUGCAGCGGAAGAGAUCGACGCGCUCUACGACGUCUACACCGACGUCAUCAACAAGUGGGGGACUAAUGACAUCAUCUUGCUGGGUGACUUCAACGCCGACUGUGCCUACGUGACCAGCUCGCAGUGGCCGUCCAUCCGCCUGCGCUCCCUGCGCGCCUGCGAGUGGCUCAUCUCCGACAGCGCCGACACCACCGUGGCCGACACCAAACUGUUGCCUACGCGCAUCGUCGCCUGCGGCACCGCCCUGCGCCAAGACAUCGAUCCCGGCUCCGCCACCGUCAACAACUUCGAGCAGAAAUUCCACCUCCAGAGGAAGGAUGCUUUGGCCGUCAGUGACCAUUUCCCUGUGGAGGUGACCCUGAAAGCCCGCUGAGCCUGUCCCUGUGCCGGUGGCUACCAGGACAUCCCGGCGUGCACCUGCAGCCUUUGUGGAAGCCCACAUGCCACAAGUGC
This is a messenger RNA of Manacus vitellinus (golden-collared manakin), 938 nucleotides long. Its product is annotated as deoxyribonuclease-1. The transcript is spliced from 9 exons. NCBI's taxonomy places the organism in Eukaryota, Metazoa, Chordata, Aves, Passeriformes, Pipridae. Gene Ontology annotation, cellular component: nucleus. Gene Ontology annotation, molecular function: DNA nuclease activity. Gene Ontology annotation, biological process: DNA catabolic process. The coding region runs from base 1 to 858 and encodes 285 amino acids. The record is from RefSeq and is a predicted model, not a curated record.